Molecule: messenger RNA, 2404 nt
Organism: Acipenser ruthenus (sterlet)
Lineage: Eukaryota; Metazoa; Chordata; Actinopteri; Acipenseriformes; Acipenseridae
Product: transcription factor GATA-3-like
Exons: 6
Coding region: 12-1532 (506 amino acids)
Biological process (GO): cell fate commitment; immune system development; embryonic organ development
Cellular component (GO): nucleus
Molecular function (GO): RNA polymerase II cis-regulatory region sequence-specific DNA binding; zinc ion binding; DNA-binding transcription factor activity, RNA polymerase II-specific
Source: RefSeq, a predicted model, not a curated record
CUUGUCUCUAAAUGCCAUCAUCAUUUCAAUGUGCCUGUCAUUUCUGCUUAGAUCUUCAACAAAAAAACACUUCCAAACUCAACUCUGCAGGUGAUCAUAGACAGUCUACCUGUAAGAAGAAACCUGUGGAUUUAACAUUGCACAUCGCUGGACUGAUACACUUUGACUUGUUAUCAUUUUUUGUGUAUGAAAGUUUGGUAUUAGAAAUGGAAGUUAGUGCGGAUCAGCCUCGGUGGAUGAGCCACCACCACUCGGCGGUACUAAAUGGACAACACCCAGACUCUCAUCACCACGGCCUGGGUCACUCAUACAUGGACCACUCGCAAUAUCCUCUUGCAGAAGAUGUGGAUGUACUUUUUAAUAUAGAUGGACAAGGCAACCACGUCCCGUACUAUGGAAACUCAGUAAGAGCCGUCCAGAGGUAUCCUCCUCCGCACGGAAGUCAGGUUUGUCGUCCACCACUCAUCCAUGGUUCCCUGUCCUGGCUCGAUGGAAACAAAGCCUUGGGGUCGCACCACAGCACUUCUCCAUGGAACUUGAGUCCCUUCCCCAAGACUUCGCUGCAUCACAGUUCCCCAGGAGCACUCUCAGUUUACCCAUCAGCUUCUUCAGCAGGCCAUUCCAGUCCUCACCUAUUCACCUUUCCUCCAACACCCCCUAAAGACGUCUCCCCAGAUUCAGCCAUUUCUACAGCAGGCUCUAGCAGUUCCAGUCGUCAGGAUGAAAAAGAGUGCAUAAAAUACCAAGUAUCCCUAGCCGAUACGAUGAAGCUGGAGUCAGCGCACUGCAGGAACAGCAUGGCAGCAAUAGGAGGGGGGGCAUCAUCAGCUCAUCACCCCAUCGCAACUUACCCAUCCUAUGUCCCUGAGUACGGCCCUGGCCUCUUCCCACCAAGUAGCCUCAUAGGUGGGUCAUCUUCUAGUUAUGGUUCCAAAACAAGACCAAAAACAAGGUCCUGUUCAGAAGGUAGAGAGUGUGUAAACUGUGGAGCAACAUCAACCCCUCUGUGGAGGAGAGAUGGCACUGGUCACUAUUUGUGUAACGCCUGCGGUCUCUAUCACAAAAUGAACGGGCAGAACCGACCCCUCAUCAAACCCAAGAGAAGGCUGUCUGCAGCCAGAAGGGCAGGGACGUCUUGUGCAAACUGUCAGACCAGCACCACUACACUGUGGCGGAGAAAUGCUAAUGGAGAUCCAGUCUGUAAUGCCUGUGGGCUUUACUUCAAAUUGCACAAUAUCAAUAGACCACUGACCAUGAAAAAAGAAGGCAUCCAAACCAGAAACCGAAAGAUGUCCAGCAAAUCAAAGAAGAGCAAAAAGUCCCAUGACAGUAUGGAUGACUACUCCAAGGGUUUUAUGGACAAGAGCUCGUUCAGCCCUGCUGCUCUCUCUAGACACAUGUCCUCCAUUGGUCACAUUCCUCCUUUCACUCACUCCAGUCACAUGUUGACGACACCAACGCCAAUGCACCCAACAUCAAGCUUGUCAUUCGCGCCUCAUCAUCCCUCCAGUAUGGUCUCAGCCAUGGGUUAGACUGAUUGAAAAAAAAACAACAACAAAACAAAAAACAAAAAAAAGUAAAGCCUUCUUUGUAUGUAUAUUUUUCAAACACAAAAUCCCAAGACUCAAAAUAUACUGACCUCUGAAGGCUUCCAUUCCUCAGAAACAGUUGUCACUGUUUAUGGAGCUCACUGUGGUGUAUAUGUAUUCUCAACCACUGGACCUGGAUUCCAUUUGUGUAAAAGCCAUUUUUUAAUCUUUUGCUGACUUCACACCCUGUCUAACAUGGCCUCCUGUACUGUGAAAAAGGGAAAUUAACUUUGAAUAUAUUUGUACAAAUUGUAUGAAAUAUAGUACAUUUAAUGAAGACUUUUUAAAGGCCUCUGGCCAGCUAAAAGGAGGGGUACGAGUGACUAGUGGAGAAAAGGAACAGUGAGAGCAAAAAAGGACAAAUAUAAGGCUACCUUCACCUCCCUGCUCAAAACAGUAAUGGACAAAAACUGCCAGUUCUGCUCAUUCACUGGCGGAAGUUGUUUGAUGCAUUAAAUUUGUAGACAGAUCAAUCAUCCAGACUGCAGGCCUCCACAUAGGAAAUACUAUCAGUUCCAGGCAAUCAGUGUUAACACACAGAUAUUGCCAACAAGGAUUCUCUGAAAGACAUUUUCCUGGCCUAUAUGCAUUGUGAACAAGUUCCUGUAUUUGUUAUUUGUAUGUAUAAAUCAGAUUUACCAAAAAUAUGAAAGAAACAAAGAUGUAGAACUAUUUCUUCUUGUAAUGCAGACUGAAUGGUUGUAUAAACUUAUGAAUUGCUAGUGUAAAAAGAUUGCUUUUUUUUGUUUGUUUUUGUUUCGUAAUAUUUUUUUUCUUUCUUUGAAAAUAAACUAGUUUAACUCUGUUGACCUGAA